GCAGUUGUUUGACAGUUGCGGACACGUGCUGCCAGAACUAAGAGAAGCCUUUACAUUAAGCCAGAAUGACAGAGGAGAACCCGCUCGAUCCCACCAGUACCAAGCAGGAGGUACCGGGGGGAGAGCAGGAGGUACCGGAGGAGCAGGAGGUGCCGGAGGAGCAGCAGGAGGCACCGCGGAAGCAGAACGGGGACUGCUCGGAGAAGCCCCCUGACAAGCCGCCAGCCCCGGCAGAGGAAGCAGGGUUCGUGCAUCCGGAGGGCGGCUGGGGCUGGGUGGUCAUGCUGAGCUCCAUGUGGUGUAACGGAACCGUGUUCGGGAUCCAGAACUCCUUUGGUUUGCUGUUCGUGGAGCUUCUAAAAAGGUUCGGCACCGAGAACGACGCAGACCUGCGCUUCAGAACAGCAUGGGUGGGCUCCCUUGCCAUGGGCAUGAUCUUCUUCUGCUCCCCUAUUGUCAGCAUCUUCACCGAUAUUUUUGGCUGCAGGAUCACAGCAGUAGGUGGCGCCGCUGUUGCCCUGGUCGGCCUGCUGGCUAGCUCCUUUGUUGAGUCCCUUGGCCUCAUGUACUUCACUUACGGCGUGGUCUUUGCCUGCGGCUGCUCGUUCUCCUACCAGCCCAGCCUCGUCAUCCUGGGACACUACUUCAAGAAGCGCCUCGGUCUGGUGAAUGGCAUCGUGACAGCCGGCAGCAGCGUCUUCACCAUCCUCAUGCCCUACUUGCUCUCUGGCCUGCUCAGCAGCUUGGGCUUUCAGAACACCUUGCGGGUGCUCUGCACCCUAAUCUUUGUUCUGAUUCUGGCUGGCUUCAGCUACAGGCCCCUGCUGCCCCCCAAACCCAAGAGCUCCCAAAGUGGACAGUCUCGCCUGAGACAGGUCUUUAACACCAACAUUUGGAAGUCUGUGGGAUAUCGCAUCUGGGCCUUUGGAAUACCUGCAGCCCUGUACGGGUACUUUGUACCCUACGUUCACCUGAUGAAGCAUGUAGAGGAGCGUUUUGGUGCGGACACCAACAAAGAGGUUCUGCUCAUGUGCAUUGGGAUCACAUCUGGAAUCGGCAGACUCAUCUUCGGCCAUGUUGCAGAUUACGUCAAAGGGGUCAACAAGGUGUUCCUGCAGGUUUCUUCGUUCUUCGUCAUUGGCGUCAUGUCCAUGAUGAUCCCCCUAUGUAACAUCUUCGGCGGGCUGAUUGCCGUCUGCCUGCUGAUGGGGCUGUUUGACGGCUGCUUCAUCUGCAUCAUGGCGCCCAUCGCCUUUGAGCUGGUCGGAGCUGACGAUGUGUCCCAGGCCAUCGGCUGCCUGCUGGGCCUCAUGUCUGUGCCAAUGGUCGCUGGUCCCCCAAUUGCAGGUUUUCUCAGGGAUAAACUGGGCAGCUAUGACGUGGCCUUCUACCUGGCAGGUAUCCCUCCCCUCAUCGGCGGCGUCUUGCUGUGCUUCAUUCCCUGGGUGGAGCUCAAGCGUCAAAGGGCCGAGAAGAAGGAGGCCCAGAGCCGAGAUCAGGACGUCACUCAGAAGAUGAUAGAGCAGGAGAAGACACGGGAAAAUGCUAAAAGCAAAGAAUUGGACUCAGUUGUGUGAGCUGCCCCGUUAUAGACUGACAGACUCCUGCAGGUCAGACGGAGGCGGAGCUACAAAGAUGCUGCACCUGUGGGUUUAAAGCCAAAAAAAAGUGCCUCCAGAAGGACUAAAUUCACCUGUAGUGAGACUAACCAGUCAUGAGCUGGGGUAAAGUGAGUGUGGUCCUGAAGGAUUGAGUCUUACAUUGAGCAAACUUGAAAUUUUCAAAAUAAAAUAGGGAAUAGUGUAUAAUUUUGCUGUGAAGAAAGCUGCUGAUCCAGUUUGUAGGAUCUGUCCACAUCAUCCCUGCGUGCUGCAUUUAUCCAGACAUGAGGAACAUCUUCUUUUGUGCGCCAUCCCAAUCCUUGAAAUCUUCUAAUGUUCAUGUGGCGGUCCGACAUCUACGGAACCUUAAAUGGACCCGUUCUCUUGACAUUUUAAUCUGGGCUCUGAGCUGCAUGGACGCUUGAAGAAUCAGGUUGUGGGGUUCCAUUCCAUCUAAGAUGCUGACAAAGAACCUGAAGAACUCUCAUGUUCCAAAGAAAUAACUUUUUUUUUAUCAAGUGACAAAUUAAACCUCAGGUUCUCCAAAGAUCUUCAACUAAAAUGAAUUUAGUCUCUGUCUAAAUUAGUCUUAAUUUACUGAACAGAACUGAGGCAAACGGUGUGUGAAACAUUCAGUCCAGAUCCUUCUGCAGGAAAAACUCUUAAGGAAUGUUUGCUGUUUGAUGGCGUCGGUCUUUCAUGCAAUUGUGGAGAAAUUUUGGUCUAAAAUCAGGCGGUUUCAUGUCCUUUUUUAUCCAAAGUUAUAGACUUUAACACGAAGUCCAGAAAACACAGAGUCUUCACUUCCUCCUCUUCAUUUUGAUGACGUGUUCCUUUCUUGUUUGUCACCGACCUCAUAGUAACUAUUAGGAAAAACCACUGUGUUUUGCCACGGUAACAACUGAUGCCGGCUGUUUCAGGAGGACCAAAACCUAAAACACAGGAAGGAUUCAUUUCACAGCACGUCUGUGCUCUUUGUAAAGUUCUGUUCAGAAGGAAGUGGGACUAACAGUUUCCUCAAACUGUUCCUCAGGAGGUUUUGCUUGUAUUUAAGUUUUUAUCUUUGUGAAGAAUGUUGUCUUUGUACCCUCAAGCCUUAAACAAAUUUCGCUGAAGACCAAAAUGUGCUUAAAAGAAAUUGUUUUUAAAUUGUGUGGGUCUGCUUGUUGGACAAAAGAGUGCCCCCUGGUGGUUGCUGCUGUUUCUGCAUCUGAGGAGCGUGAACGUGAUCAUUCAGUCUCAUUAAACCUGUCAAAGCUUUGCUUUAAAGUCCCACACCAAUCAUCUCUGCUGGUGUGGACUAGCCUGCACUUAUAUUCCAUUAUCCCUUUGUUUACACCUUUUCCUGCUAGCUUACAGCCCCUCACAACACCAAACUAACAUCAUUGGUGCAAUAAAAAUGGCGAGCAAUAUUGCAGCUAUCUAGCCAUACAGUUUUGAGCCAGAUCGGACAAAAAAGUGAAGUGGCACAUGGAUCUAUUUGUCUACUAGUGGAUGCAUGGAGCGGAGCAGGGAGCUUCUGUCCUGCCGAUUGUAGUUUGUACGUAACAACUACAAGGUUUUUCCAAUGGCAAUUUGUCAUCUGCUCCUGAUUCACCACAAUUAGAAUAAAGAAAUACUCAGAAAUGCAAUUUUUAUCUUAAUUUUCUUUAAACAUGUCCGCCAUCAUCAGAAAAAUACCACAAGAAUAUGUUAAAAAACACCAUUUUCAUUGGAGUGAGUCUUUAAGGUUGCACCAAAAAUGCAGAGGCCUUUUUAAGUCAGAACUUUCUCCUAACCCACUUUGGCUCCAACCAACUCUUCAUCACUUUAUCUGUUGUGCCCUUUUUGUGAUUUUGACAAUCUUAUGUUUCUAUCAUCACCAUUUAAGCAUCCAAUUAAUUAGUUAUAUUACUUUGUAAUUCUCUUUAAUGGGAUUUAUUUGAAAUAAUCUGUUUUAACCGAAAGAGAAAGUAAAAUCCUUUUUAAAAUUUUAGCUUUCUUUAAACAAAAGCUAUUUGGCUUUUGUGUUUUUUAACAUAUCUGCUUCUAUGGAGGUUUAAGACUUUGUAUAGUUUUCUUUCUUGUAUUAUUGAGUAUCUUUUUCCAUCCUUUUACCUGUUCAGAAGAUGGAAUUAAAAUAAACAAACCUAACUUGUUUUGCCAUUUUCUUUAUCCAUCUGUUUGAUAUUUUUGUUUAAGUCAUAAUUAGAGUGAUAACUAUGCAUUUUACUUAGUUGCAGACUUUGUAACAAAGUACAGUAUAUUCAUUUAAGCACCACUUUUCACUAAUUUCAAUAAAAUAAAAACUUUGUAAAGUUU
Oryzias latipes (Japanese medaka) is the source of this 3902-nucleotide messenger RNA. RefSeq names its product solute carrier family 16 member 10 (gene slc16a10). Gene Ontology annotation, molecular function: transmembrane transporter activity. Gene Ontology annotation, biological process: transmembrane transport. The record is from RefSeq and is a predicted model, not a curated record. Gene Ontology annotation, cellular component: basolateral plasma membrane. Lineage: Eukaryota; Metazoa; Chordata; Actinopteri; Beloniformes; Adrianichthyidae.